GGCAAACUAGAAUGGGAUACAGUCUGUUCAUGAACACUCACCCAUUACCCAUCCCUCUCUCUCUCUCUCGCAUCAGAUUCCCUCCUCCUCUCUAUAUAAACCCCUUCAAUCUCUCCACCUCCACUCCGUCUCCCACCACCCAACCCGCAUUCUCUCUCUCUCUCUCUCCCUCCUUAUUUCUUCCUCAUUGCGAUGGCUGGCCCACCCGCACUACUAGUACUGCUACUAGUAGUAGCAGCAGCCGCGGAAUCCGGGCGUACCACCGCCACCCCAGACGGUUGCGCCGCCCCGGCGGACAGCGGCUCCACCCUCCGUGUCCUCCACGCCUUCGGCCCUUGCUCCCCCUUCCACUCCCCCUCCGCCUCCUGGGAGGACACCAUCCUCGACCUCCUCUCCCGCGAUGACUCUCGCUUCCUCUACCUGGCCUCCCUCGCCACCGCCCGCCGCUCCUUCGUCCCCAUCGCCUCCGGCCGUCAGCUCCUCCAGACCCCCACCUACAUCGUCCGCGCCCGUCUCGGCUCCCCUCCCCAGUCCCUCCUCCUUGCCGUCGACACCAGCAGCGACGUUGCUUGGCUCCCCUGCUCCGGUUGCGCCGGCUGCUCCCCCUCCUCCGAUGCCCCUCCCUUUGACACCUCUCGCUCCACCACCUACCGCCCCGUCCCCUGCGGCUCUCAGCCGUGCUCGCAGGUCCCCAACCCCACCUGCCCCGCCGGCGCCAAAGCCUGCGGUUUCAACCUCACCUACGGCUCCUCCUCCCUCCUCGCCGUACUAUCCCAGGACUCCCUCUCCCUCGCCACCGACGUCGUCCCCGGCUACACCUUCGGCUGCCUCCAGAAGGCCGCCGGCCCCGCCGUGCCCCCGCACGGCCUCCUCGGCCUCGGCCGCGGCCCGCUCUCCUUCAUCUCCCAAACCAAGAACCUCUAUGCCUCCACCUUCUCCUACUGCCUCCCCAGCUUCAAGUCCCUCAACUUCUCCGGCACGCUCCGCCUCGGCCCCGCCGGCCAGCCCAAGUCGAUCAAAACCACUCCACUCCGCUCCAGCCCCCGCCGCUCUUCUCUCUACUUCGUCGACCUGGUCGGAAUCCGCGUCGGCCGCAAGGUGGUCGACAUCCCGCCGGCGGCGAUCGCCUUCGACGCUUCCACCGGCGCGGGGACCAUCUUCGAUUCGGGCACCAUGUUCACCCGCCUGGUGGCGCCCGCGUACGCGGCGGUGCGGGACGAGUUCCGGCGCCGGGUGCGAGGCGCCGGCGACGUGACGUCCCUCGGCGGCUUCGACACGUGCUACGCCGGGCCCAUCAACCCGCCGGCGAUAACGUUUCUGUUCGCCGGGAUGAACGUGACGCUGCCGGCGGACAAUUACUUGAUUCACAGCACGGCGGGGUCGCUAACGUGCUUGGCGAUGGCAGCGGCGCCGGACAACGUGAACUCGGUGCUCAACGUGAUCGCCAGCAUGCAGCAGAUGAACCACCGGGUGUACUUCGACGUGGCCAACGGCAGGCUGGGCGUGGCCCGUGAGCUCUGUACCGUUUAAAAAAAAGAUGGAUUCCUUCUGAGAACGUGAUAGGUCUUAUCGUAGCCGUUUUCUUUUUAUUAUUAUAUUAUUUAGGAUUGGGUUUCAAUUUUUUUACUACUACUGUGACUAAUUGCUAUUGUUGCUGUUCUUGUUGUUGUUAUGGUUGCUGGCCGCUGCUACUCUCCUUGUAGUGUGGUGUAGCGUAAUGUGCCCUGCUAGAGGGCUGGGCUACUACUGUAUCAGCAGAUCAAAGGUGUUGUCAGCUGGUUUCAUGUGUUUAUCUUUUGGGUAACAGUAGCGGGUCCAGGAAAAGAUUCUAUGGCUUGUGAGAAUUACUUGUUACCAUUUCUCCGCUUUGUUUUUUUUUUUUUUUUUGGACUGUUGGAUGACGUGUCUGCUUGGCCGACAGAGAGACAGAUGGGAGGGGUCACGGGCAUAGAAUUGAUGCUCGAAGUGACUGCAUCUUAUGGGUUCGAGUGUAGGCGUAGGACGAGGAAAAAGAUUGUGAUAGCUGCGCUAUGGGCCCAGGCUAUCGCUUAGAGGGCGGUGGCCCGUCCCAAGCCAGAGCGGCAAAGGAGGGGUGGUCUUCUUCCCCUCUUUGCGCUAGCAGGCCGUGCCUGCCUUCCAUGGCUUCCUUCCGCCGUUUUCUCCUCUCUAGCUCGCCACCUUCGCUCUCCUGCGAACGCACGCCAUGUUGAGACCUCCCCCUAUUCCACCAUCUCGCGCACCUUCUUCCCCUCUCGUGCGAAAAUUUAGAUACCCCUGAUGUUAAGAUUAGUCAUUAGUCAUAAUAGUGGAUGCAAACUAUUAUCAUCAUCAAGUUGUGGAGUACAAAGUAAUCUGAGUCCUAGAAUCUUCUAAUAAAAUUUGUGAAGCUCGUAAU
Elaeis guineensis (African oil palm) is the source of this 2395-nucleotide messenger RNA. Its product is annotated as aspartyl protease AED3. Gene Ontology annotation, biological process: proteolysis. Gene Ontology annotation, molecular function: aspartic-type endopeptidase activity. Lineage: Eukaryota; Viridiplantae; Streptophyta; Magnoliopsida; Arecales; Arecaceae. The record is from RefSeq and is a predicted model, not a curated record.